AUGACUUCAAUGCUCACAACAGUGAACGGUUGCAAGUUCUGCGAUAUUGUCAAGAAUAAGAAGGAGUUGCAGUUGAAGGAAAAGAAUAUGGUCGUUGUCAUCAACGACAUCAAGCCAAAAGCCAAGCAUCACUUCCUGGUUCUCAGCAAGCAGCAUAUUUCGAAACCGACCGAUCUUACAGUCGCCGAUGUGCCGCUUCUGGAAGAAAUGGAGAGAACAGGACGAGAGCUGCUUCGCGAGCAGCUGAAGAAGGAGGGCGAGGCGGACACUGUCGAAGACAUGCUUCGCAUCGGAUUCCACCUGCCACCACUGCUCUCCGUUCAUCACCUUCACAUGCAUAUCAUCUAUCCGAUCAGUGAUAUGGGUCUCAUCUCCCGAAAACUGACAUUCCGGCCUGGCAAAGUGUUCAAACCGGCACGCGAGCUGAUCGAUCAGCUGAAGGAGGACGCCGGCGUGCCCGAUCCACUAGAGGGAAACCCAGCGAAGGACGACGUUCACGGAAAGAUUCCUGCUCAAGUGAUAACAUAA
Molecule: messenger RNA, 528 nt
Organism: Caenorhabditis briggsae
Lineage: Eukaryota; Metazoa; Nematoda; Chromadorea; Rhabditida; Rhabditidae
Gene: Cbr-hint-3
Product: Protein CBR-HINT-3
Exons: 4
Coding region: 1-528 (175 amino acids)
Molecular function (GO): catalytic activity
Source: RefSeq, a predicted model, not a curated record